AAAAUUACUCAUCAACGAAGAAACGUCAAGUGUAAUUACAGCAAUUUUAUUUAUGGAGAAUAUUCGCAGUUCCGUUUGUGUGGUGUUAUUUUAAAUACAAAAUAUAUUUUGAAGUAGGUGUGCUGUCUGUAUAUAGUAUAUCAAGUGGUUUUGAGAUAUAAACCUGGUUGGCAAUAAUUAAAGCAAAAUGAUGCCAGCUGCAGAAGAGGCACAAAUCACUAAACUGCUGUCAAAGUAUAAACAUGUGAAUGCUACUAAAAAGGAAGUAGUUGAUGUUCUAACAAAUUAUCGGAGCCUAGCUUAUAAUUUGCAGAGAUUUGUGUUCAAUGAUGGUAAUGCUCGAGAUCUUUUUAACUUGAAUGGCACAAUACCUGUUGUUUAUAAAAAUAACACAUAUUACAUUCCCAUUUGCAUUUGGUUAAUGGAUACUCAUCCCAUGAAUGCUCCCAUGUGUUUCGUGAAGCCUACUCCAACUAUGCAAAUAAAAGUGUCGAUGUAUGUAGACCACAAUGGCCGAAUCUACUUGCCAUAUUUACAUGACUGGCAGCCACACUCCAGCGAUCUGUUGUCAUUGAUACAAGUAAUGAUUGUUACUUUUGGAGAACAUCCGCCAGUAUACUCCAAAUCGAGAGAUAAAAUUAACGCGUAUCCAACACCUAGUGGUUACAUGCCACAAGCUGGAGCAAACACUUCAACAGCAUCGGGAGGCUCUUACAAUCUGCCCUACCCCACUGGAGGUGGCUCCUUUCCUCCCUAUCCCCCAGCAACUAGUAAUAACUUUGGGGCAUUUCCACCUUAUCCGACACCUGGCAAUUCGAUUGCCGCUUCUACAACAGGACCUGGUUACCCACCGUACAUGAACUAUCCGCAACCCGGCUAUAACUCAGGCUAUAAUUCUUCAAAUACAAGUUCAACGGGUACUAUUACUGAAGAACACAUAAAAGCUUCUCUUAUAAGUGCCGUCGAAGACAAACUACGACGCCGCUUGCAAGAAAAAGUAAAUCAAUACCAAGCUGAAAUUGAUACUUUAAACCGUACCAAACAGGAAUUGGUAGAAGGCAGUGCAAAAAUCGAUUCAAUAUUAGCGCGCAUGGAACGAGAAGAAACUGAUAUGCAAAAAAAUAUAAAUAUACUACGAGAUAAAGAGGAGGAGUUGGAAAAGAGCUUAGAGUCGUUGGAGACAUCUGAUGGCAUUGACCCCGACGAAGCUGUCACAACGACAGCACCUUUGUAUAGGCAAUUACUCAACGCUUAUGCAGAAGAAGCUGCCACGGAGGAUGCCAUAUACUACUUGGGCGAAGCAUUACGAAGCAAUGUCAUCGAUUUAGACACUUUCUUAAAGCACGUACGUCAGUUAUCCCGCAAACAAUUUAUGUUGCGUGCUAUUAUGCAGAAAUGCCGGCAGAAGGCCGGACUCGCCGGUUAAAAAACGUAGAGUUAGAUUUCUGAAAAUAAAGACAACAUCGAUUUUUAUGGCAGUUAUGGACACUGAAACCUCUUGGGCAGUUCCAAAGAACCCAGUACGAAGCCAUCAUCAUUAUUUAAUUAAUCGUUAUUCAAUAUAUUCUAAAUAUACCUAUACUGUUUGUAUUCGACAAAAAAAAAAAAUUGUAAGGCAUCAAGGUAUUCAUUCAAGCUAUCGUAAAUAAAUGCCAUGUUUUGCCGCCAAUGAAUGACCGAGUAGUGAUACACCUGGAAUCCUCAUAUAAAGAAGAAUGGAUAUAUUUAUACGCAUAUAUAGUUUUUGUUCUAGUUAAUGCCUUCAUUGUUUUGCACAUUCAUUUCGAAACAAAGAAGCCCAAUAAAGUCAGUCACUUGUACAUGUUUUAAAGACUAGGUUACCGACAUUUUGUAUUGCAUCUUAAGGAAAUGAAAAUAUAAAAGUAUCUUAACGAAACACCAA
Molecule: messenger RNA, 1903 nt
Organism: Stomoxys calcitrans (stable fly)
Lineage: Eukaryota; Metazoa; Arthropoda; Insecta; Diptera; Muscidae
Gene: TSG101
Product: tumor susceptibility gene 101 protein
Exons: 9
Coding region: 188-1426 (412 amino acids)
Biological process (GO): protein transport; endosome to lysosome transport; protein modification process
Cellular component (GO): ESCRT I complex
Molecular function (GO): ubiquitin binding
Source: RefSeq, a predicted model, not a curated record